Helianthus annuus (common sunflower) is the source of this 648-nucleotide messenger RNA. RefSeq lists its product as uncharacterized. The coding region runs from base 14 to 481 and encodes 155 amino acids. The record is from RefSeq and is a predicted model, not a curated record. The transcript is spliced from 2 exons. Lineage: Eukaryota; Viridiplantae; Streptophyta; Magnoliopsida; Asterales; Asteraceae.
ACGGAAAGAUAUUAUGAUAAUCUUAUUGACACGUAUGCAUCAUUUCAUUACCACCGAAAAUAUCAGUUACAAACGAAUGGCACCGACUCUUCUAUCUCCGGCCACCGUAAACCACCACCACCACCGACUGUCGAUUCUCACCGCCAUCACUCCUUUCGUUCCGUCGGUCCACUGCAGUUGUUCCACUAGUAGAAUCACAUCAUCACACUGUUGGUCUCCACUUCCGCCACGUAAUUUCAAACUACGCCGUCGCCGGUGCCGUGCUGCGAGUCCUCAUCCGCCGUCUCCGCCGGAGUCUGAACCGCCGCCCGGUGAUGAUCAGAGUUCGAGUUCUGGUUCAAUUGCAUCUUUGUCUAGAUUUCAAGAAAGUGUCCAGAUUUUCUGUGCUGUUUUUUUCUGGAUGUCUCUUUUCUUCUGGUCAUCUGUAUGGGAUGGAAAGAAUAAUGGAAGAUCCAAUAAGGGACCUAGAUUCUGGAAAUGAAUCGGUAAACAUGUUAGCUUGUGUGUAUAUAUUAUGGUAAAACUAGCUCGAUUGACAGUUAUAUAGCUAUGAAAAUAUCUUUUGUAAUAUGUGAUUUAAGCCGAUUUGUUUUGUUUUCUGAUCAUCUUGAUCUUGUUGCAUACAACUAUAUAUAAACUUGAUGGCUA